AAAGUUGGACAGAGAAACCUGUUGUUUGAAGUUGAAGUGAAAAACAUCUGAGAAAAGAAGUCGGAGAGAUGGAGCAAACCGAGGUAGUGAAGCCAGAAACUCUGGACGACCUGAUUAGAAUCCUGCACAAAAUCUUCGAGGGUGACUGCAUCAAUGUAGAGGAGGUGCAAGAUAUAAUGGAAGCAUAUGAGAGCAAUCCGCAGGAAUGGAUGAAAUAUGCUAAGUUUGACCAGUACAGGUACACAAGGAACCUGGUUGAUGAGGGAAACGGAAAGUUCAAUCUCAUGAUUCUUUGCUGGGGAGAAGGACACGGCAGUAGCAUCCACGACCACACAAACUCGCACUGUUUCAUGAAGAUGCUGCAGGGCCAGCUGAAGGAGACGCUGUUCGACUGGCCUGACGAUAAAUCAAAAGGAGACAUGGUGCAGAAGUCGCAGAGAAUUCUCCAGGAAAACAAUGUCGCUUACAUAAAUGACUCCAUGGGCCUGCAUCGUGUGGAAAAUGUCAGCCACACAGAGUGUGCAGUCAGUUUGCACCUGUACAGCCCUCCUUUCCAAGUCUGCCAGGCCUUUGACCAGAGGACAGGCCACAAGAACACCGUCAAGAUGACCUUCUGGAGCAAAUAUGGAGAGAGGACUCCUUUUGAAACUACAAUUUCACAAGAGAACAACUAAUGGUGACCAAAGGAGGCUCUGGAUGAUGAAGACGGUUGCAUUUAAAGUGACAAUGUUGUGAAAAUGAUUCAAGGGAAACUGCUAGGGGAAGCUAAAUGUGGACCUACUAUGACUAAGCACCCAUUUAAAAAAUCAGGAACUGGCCAGUUCAAAAGGACAACCCAGUAAUUAGAAUGGCUUUAUCACUGCCCAGUGCGAGCUUGGCAAAUACUGAUGAGCACAGGACGAAUGCAUGAAUAGGCUUGGACAUGGAUUGAAUCUGCCUUUUGUUUGCCGGGCCUGAGGAGACCCUUUUCCAAUAACAACAUUCCUGUCUCACCACGACCUGUGUAUCCACACUUUUGUAAAAGUUAUGGCCCAUAGUCAAAAAGUAAAGCUUCAGCAUUUGGAAAAAAAAAGAAGGGUAACAUAGUGCUCUUAUAGUGUUUCUCUUAAUUUUUAUAUUUCAAGGAAAGACAAACAGUUGCAGUCAACAGAUUUGUUAUCAAUGGAGCACUUUUUAUAGUUGUAUGUACUGUUGAUUUAUACCACUCGAAAAUUGUCUUAACACCUGUUGAAAAUUGUGACAAUGUUUGUAUAAUCUAAUUAAAACGAAGAAACGUUUGUUUCAUUUGCGUUCGCAAAAAAGACAUGUAAAGCUUUAGAGUUGUGUUGUUUUGAAAAAUGCCAUGGUUGUAAUUUAUUUGCAGGUUUUUCUGUUCACGGUGGGAGUGUUUAAAUCAGCGAGGCCGCCGUUACUCCUAAAUGUGUUCAUACGUGACUUUUUUGACCAAGAGAUUCUUGUGAAGGGAAUAUUUUUUAUGAUAUGAAGACGACAGUUUUAGAUUAAACUCAAUCUCUUUCUCAGGAUUUAGGCAUAUUUUAACUGUAGCUGUAUUUAUAUAGUGUGUAGUUCUUACAGCAGAUCAUUUCUCAUAGCGCCGUUUAAAGUAUGCAUGCUUCCUGUGAUGCAGUAAACAAUAGAACUGGCCAUAACUGUAGACCAAUAAACACUUUAACCCUUUCACAGAA
Messenger RNA from Labrus mixtus (cuckoo wrasse), 1685 nucleotides. RefSeq names its product cysteine dioxygenase, type I (gene cdo1). The transcript has 5 exons. NCBI's taxonomy places the organism in Eukaryota, Metazoa, Chordata, Actinopteri, Labriformes, Labridae. The coding region runs from base 69 to 674 and encodes 201 amino acids. The record is from RefSeq and is a predicted model, not a curated record. Gene Ontology annotation, molecular function: cysteine dioxygenase activity; ferrous iron binding. Gene Ontology annotation, biological process: L-cysteine catabolic process.